GGAUUCUCUGCGAGGAUUUGGCAACCUCUAACCGCUCCAUGUGUUAGCUACUCACCGCUAGCCUGCAUGCUAUUAUUGAUUCAUUUGUCAAAAUCCGAGCCUCUUAUCUGAUAUAAUCAAAUAAAACACAGGACUUUAACAGACAUAUAUAUCGUUUGCCAUUGAUAAAAAUGGCAGCGAUUGCAAUACCAGAAAAUACUAGAGUCUUUCUUCUGGACAUUGAAGGAACCACGACGCCCAUCACGUUUGUCAAGGACAUCUUAUUUCCCUACAUCAGAGAGAAUCUGGAGGAAUAUCUGUCUGCACACUGGGAAGAGGACGAGUGCAAACAAGAUGUGCAUCUGCUCAAGAAACAGGCUGAAGAGGACUUGCGGCAGAAUAAAGCAGGUCCAGUGCAUGCAGUGGACCAGACCGUCCACACAGAUGAAGAGAAGGCCAUCCGUGAGGUGGUGGAAAACGUCCUCUGGCAGAUGGAUGCAGACAGAAAAAGCACUGCGCUCAAACAGCUGCAGGGCCACAUGUGGAGAGCCGCUUAUAUGACUGGGAAAAUCAAAGGCGAGGUUUAUCAGGACGUGGUUCCAGCUGUCAGAAGGUGGAGGCAUCAUGGACUGAAGGUCUACAUCUACUCCUCAGGAAGUGUGGAGGCACAGAAGCUGCUCUUUGGCUAUUCUGUCCAAGGCAAUCUAUUAGAUCUGUUUGAUGGUCACUUUGACACCAACAUUGGCGCCAAAGUAGAAAGUAAAAGCUAUGAGAACAUCGCUGAGAGGAUUGGAUGCCAACCAGAGGAAAUCAUGUUCUUAACUGAUGUCACGCGAGAGGCGAAGGCAGCAGAGGAUGCUGGGGUGAACGUGGCUGUCGUAGUAAGACCUGGUAACAUGGAGUUAACCGAAGAGGAAAGGAACCAUUAUAAAAUCGUCACAUCUUUCAACCAGUUAGAACUGAGCGGAAAUAUUUGACGGCACAGAACUGGGGUUAUGACAUCGGAUCAUGUGGAAAAACCAGUGGUUAUGUGUUGUGAUUCUGCUGGACUGAAACUCCAAGAAUCCAGGUGCUUGUUUUUUUACACUGAAACCCAUCUUUGAAUUAUAAUACACUUCCAUUCUCUUUGAAUGUUUUAUAUGCAGUGUUAAUGUGUAGCAUAUGACAUAUUCAUGUCUUUAUCCCCCACACGUGCAGUGAUAAAAUAUAUUAUAACCUGCCACCUGGACACGGGUUUAGCGUGAUUGUACCUCAUGUCAAGUGCAGUCAUAUAAACCUCAAUAUUAAAUGUUGUAAAAUUUUAUUCUAAAUGGACACAGCUAACAAAUUACAUUUGCAACAUUUAGAUACACCAGCACCCAAAAACAGAUGUCUGUUUUAGUAACAAAAUACAGAAUUAUGACCAAUGCCAGAGAUGUUUUACAUUAUUUAACACUAGGUAUAAAAUGCUGCAUAAGAAUUAGCAGGACAGGCUCAAAAUAAAAUGCGGUUACGUGUAUACAAAACAUGUAUGAUUCCAUUUGACUUGGAAUUACUUAAACUAAAAAUUUACUCAUCUAUUUCCAAACCCGUAUGCUGUGUGAAGAUUCUUCAGAAGUUCUUUUGUCUUCCACAGAAUAAAUAUCAGCAUACAGAUUUGAAGCGACAAAUGGGUUAGUAAAUAAUAACAGAAUUUUCACUUCAUAGUGUCUUCAUAAUAACCUGUAUCAAGAAAGUCUUAUUAAUUGAUGUUUUUGAAGGAUUAUCUUGCCAAAAAAACUGUUCCUGUAUUCAGAUCUUUUCCUUGAAAGUGUCCUUGUUACUUCACUCAUCUGAUACAUAAACAUGGAACACAUCACAUUAAA
Messenger RNA from Ctenopharyngodon idella (grass carp), 1823 nucleotides. RefSeq names its product enolase-phosphatase 1 (gene enoph1). Bases 171 to 956 code for a protein of 261 amino acids. The record is from RefSeq and is a predicted model, not a curated record. The transcript has 6 exons. NCBI's taxonomy places the organism in Eukaryota, Metazoa, Chordata, Actinopteri, Cypriniformes, Xenocyprididae. Gene Ontology annotation, molecular function: magnesium ion binding; acireductone synthase activity.